AUGUUGUGUGCUUGUUCAGGCGAACAGUUCCGGUUCGAGGAGCAGCCUGGUUCGCCGGAAUCCCUAGCUACAAGAGAUUUCUCAACUAGUGGCCUCUCUUCUUCCAGAACCGGAGGACGCGAUUGGGAAGAGAUUCAAGUCGAUGAAGCUGAAUCCACUUUAAAGGAGGCUCUCUCUCUCAACUAUGAAGAAGCUAGGGCUUUGCUGGGGAGACUCGAAUACCAGAGAGGUAAUUUUGAUGCAGCGCUUCAGGUCUUUAAGGGGAUUGACAUUAGGGUCUUGACUCCGAGGAUAGUCAAAGCCAUUGCAGAGACUACUCGUCCACGCAAACCACGCUCCAGAGUUGUUAUUGUCUCUCCCACCUCAAUGUCCAUGCAUUCAGUUAGUUUACUUCUUGAAGCAAUCUUGCUUAAAGCUAGAUCACUAGAGGAGCUACGGUCUUACAAAGAGGCUGCAGAGGAAUGCAAAAUCAUCCUGGACAUUGUUGAAUCUGCACUACCAAGUGGCAUGCCUGAUGGAAUCAGCGGCUUAUGUAAACUGCAGGACAUUUUCCAGAAGGCCCUUGAAUUGCUUCCUCUUCUUUGGAAAAAAGCAGGAAAUCUUCAUCAAACUAUUGCUUCAUAUCGCCGUGCUUUAUUCAGACCGUGGAAUUUGGAUCCCCAAAGAUUAGCUGUUACGCAGAAGUCCUUAGCUUUGGUUUUACUUUACGCAAGUGUUGAGGCAUGCCCAAAAGCCAACAUUGAGGAAGCUAUUGUGUUACUAAUGUUACUUGUAAAGAAGAUGGUGGUUGGGGAAAUACAGUGGGAUUCAGAACUCAUGGACCAUCUCACAUACGCCCUUUCGAUGACUGGACAGUUUGAAGUGUUAGCAAACUAUCUAGAGCAGGCUCUUCCGGGUGUUUACACCCGAGGGGAGAGAUGGUACCUUCUCUCCCUUUGUUACAGUGCUGCAGGGAUCGAUAAAACGGCCAUCAAUCUCUUGAAGAUGGCCUCAGGUCCUUCUGAAUCAAGACAGAUACCACACACUCCCUGGUUAUUGUUUGGAGCAAAGCUGUGCUCUAAAGAUCCAAAACACUCAAGGGAUGGCAUAAAUUUUGCUCAUAAGAUACUCGACUUGGCAAACAAUCAGAGUGAACAUCUUCUGAGCCAAGCACACAGGUUCCUUGGUGUAUGCUAUGGAAACGCAGCAAGAAGUUCCAGGUUAGACUCUGAACGUGUUCUUCUUCAGAGGAAAUCGCUAAUCUCUCUAAAUGAAGCAGCAAAGAGGGCCAAGGAUGAUUCGGAACCAGACGUUAUAUUUAACUUAAGUGUUGAGAAUGCAGUUCAAAGAAAUCUUCAGGCGGCAUUGGAUGGUGCGGUUGAGUAUUCUAGUUUGGUGGGAGGAGUUUCAAGUAGAGGAUGGCAACAUUUAGCUAUGGUCCUUUCAGCGGAGAAACGGCUUAAGGAUGCUGAAUCUAUUCUGGAGUUUACCAUGGAAGAGGCUGGUGACAUCGAAAAGCUAGGGCUUCUGAAGUUGAAAGCUGUGCUUCAGAUGGCUCAAGAACAACCUAAGCAGGCAAUGAAGACAUGCAGCAGUUUGCUGGCCCUAAUCCGGGCACAGGAGAAAUCUGAACAAUUCAAGACUCUGCUAGAGAAAUCUGAAACAGAAGCUUGGCAAGACCUGGCCUCUGUCUACAGAACGCUAGGUUCGUGGUCAGAUGUCGAAACAUGUCUGGAGAAGGCAAGAUCCAUCAGCUUUUAUUCUCCCAAAGGCUGGAAUGAAACAGGUUUGUGUCUGGAGGCUAAAUCAGUUCAUGAAGAGGCUCUAGUAUCCUUCUUUAUGUCGCUCUCGAUUGAACCAGAUCACGUGCCCAGCAUUGUUUCUAUAGCAGAUGUUAUGAUGAGAUCCGGAGGUGAAUCACUUGCAACCGCCAAAAGUUUUCUGAUGAAUGCCUUAAAAUUAGACCCGAGAAAUCACGAUGCGUGGAUGAAGCUAGGGCAGGUUGCCAAAAUGCAAGGCUUGUCACAGCAAGCUGCAGAGUUUUACCAAGCUGCAUAUGAACUACAGCUAUCGGCUCCGGUACAUAGUUUCAUUUGA
Molecule: messenger RNA, 2076 nt
Organism: Arabis nemorensis
Lineage: Eukaryota; Viridiplantae; Streptophyta; Magnoliopsida; Brassicales; Brassicaceae
Source: the annotation of a GenBank genome assembly